CUGGAUCUGGAACUGGGUCGACUGACUUGAUGUGUCAUAUUUUUAAUAAAAUUUUAUUUAGUUUUGUAAAUGUUAACAAUUAAUGUUGUGAUUAAUUCAAUAAUAAAUUCAAUAAAUAGACUAAAGUGUUCCAUGAUGGACAAUGAUAUUCAAGAAGAACCCAAAAAAGUUGGAUGUGCACAUUAUAAACGACGGGCUAAAUUUGUAACUCCAUGCUGUAAUAAACUAUACAUGUGCAGAUACUGCCAUGAUGAGAAUGAAGCUCAUUAUUUUCAUAGAAAAACAGUCACAGAACUAAUGUGCACAGAAUGUGAUACUCGACAGAAAGUUCAAGCUGAAUGUGAAAAAUGUGGAGUCAGAUUUGGUCGGUACACGUGUUUAAUCUGUAACUUAUUUGAUGAUGAGGAUAAAAGCCAAUAUCAUUGCGAUGGUUGUGGAAUAUGUCGAAUUGGGGGACGAGAUAGCUUUUUUCAUUGCGAAGUCUGUAAUAUGUGUCUUCCAGUGCAACUCAAGGUUGAAGGACAUAAGUGUGUAGAGAAUGUAUCAAGAUCUAAUUGCCCUGUAUGUCUGGAGGAUAUCCACACCUCUCGCAUUCCAUGCCAUAUACCAGAUUGUGGACAUUUAUUGCACAGAACUUGUUUCGAAGAGCUGCUUCAUUCUGGUCAUUAUGCAUGCCCAACAUGCCAAACAUCUAUGCUAGAUAUGAAACAGCUAUGGAGUUAUUUGGAUAAUGAAGUUCAGAUGACUCCUAUGCCCCCAGAGUAUGAGAAUGUAAAAACUGAUAUAUUAUGUAAAGAUUGUCACAAGGAAUCGACUGUUAAAUUUCAUGUAGUUGGUCUAAAAUGUUUACACUGUGGUGCAUAUAAUACAUGCCGUACCAAAGGCUGUGCUACUAAUUUUGCAUCUCCUGAUACUCUUCCUGAGUUAUCAACACGGGCACCUUUAGUAUUGGAUGUCAAUGGUUCAAGCCAGAAUUCAAACAGCAGUGAUGUGGCCCUUCCCGGUAGCUCAACAUCUCAAGAUGAAACAACUGAAGAAGAUCAAUAAAGAUUUUAUUGUAUUUACAAGCAGAAGUUGUUAAUAUAUAUCAGAAUCUCGCAACUUAUCUAGUAAAUUUGGUAGCAUUUUUCUGCUAAUUUUAAUAGACGAAUAAUGUAAUUAGGGAAUUUGAAAAUUUGCAUGCACACGAAUACAAUUUUUAAAUGAAUAUU
Messenger RNA from Ctenocephalides felis (cat flea), 1211 nucleotides. Its product is annotated as RING finger and CHY zinc finger domain-containing protein 1-like. The transcript is spliced from 8 exons. The coding region runs from base 70 to 1047 and encodes 325 amino acids. Gene Ontology annotation, molecular function: zinc ion binding; ubiquitin protein ligase activity. The record is from RefSeq and is a predicted model, not a curated record. Gene Ontology annotation, biological process: protein ubiquitination; ubiquitin-dependent protein catabolic process. Lineage: Eukaryota; Metazoa; Arthropoda; Insecta; Siphonaptera; Pulicidae. Gene Ontology annotation, cellular component: nucleus.